GGCCAGGUCCCGCCCCAUGUCACCACGGAGCACAUGAGCAACUGGCUGGUGUCUCAGGGCAAAAAAUCCCUUAGGGAGAGGGUGUGGAAGGAAACCCUGGAGGAGGGAAACGACCUCGCUCGGCUGGCCUGGGAAGUAAACACUUGCCUAAAAAUGAUGGACAUAGAGCACGAGGCUUUCUGCAAGCUCCGCCGCUCCAUGCACUCCACCUCGGCAGCUGACAUCGAUCCUAAAGUCCACAUCAUCGUGGAGAGAGCUGUGAGGAGCAUUCUGGGCGAGCAGUCCAAUGAGCCCCGCAGCAACCUGCUCAGCCCAUCUCAGGUGGUGGUGGAGGUGGUGCCCAGGCUCCUCCUGGCCCUGUGGCUUCAGCCAGAGGAAGGCCAUUCAGAGAUCCCAAUCCUAAUAAGUGGGAUGGCCGUGGGCAUGGUGGCGGCCGUAGUGGAGAAGCUCUCCUGUUUGUUAAAGGACCCUUCCCCUCACAUCCAUUUCUCCCGGGCUGCUGCUUUUGACUCUGUGCGGUCGAUCCUCGGGAGAAUCAGUCAGUCCUUCUCCACGGAUGACCUCCAGAGCCCUUUUUAUAUGAGCUCUGUCUGUGCCUUUGUGGUGGACGAGGUGCAGAGCUGCUUCCAGCCCCCUGCAGCCACCCUACCAGUCCCCCCUGUCCUCGCGGUGGCCGUUUCCACCACACUACCAGCUGACAACCAAGCAGACCCGGGUUCUUCCCACCUGAAUGUUGUGGACAUCACCCCAAAAACAGAGGCAGACCCAGCUUCUUCCCACAUGGAGGUUGCGGACAUCACCCCCAACACAGAGGCAGAUCCGGCUUCUUCCCACCUGAAUGUUGUGGACAUCACCACUAACAAAGAGGCAGAUCCGGCUUCUUCCCACCUGAAUGUGGUGGACAUCACCACUAACAAAGAGGCAGAUCCGGCUUCUUCCCACCUGAAUGUGGUGGACAUCAUCACUAACACAGAGGCAGACCCAGCUUCUUCCCACCUGAAUGUGGUGGACAUCACCCCUAAUACAGAGGCAGCGCCCAUCUCUUCCCACUUGGAGGUUGUGGACGUCACACCUGAAGAAAGGAAUCUCACGAUGGCCGUCUUCGCCACUCUGCCAGCUGACAUCCAAGCAGAGGAUGUUGCUGUGGUCAUCCUGGAUGUCACCCCACAUGUCACCAAGGACGUGACACUGGAUGUUCCAUGCAGAGCAAGGAAAGGGGCAGUCCGGCGAUUAUUUUGCAGGCUUUGGAGGGCAGUGUGCUGCUGCGCCUGCCACAAGGAAGAGGAUGAACAAUAUUAAUCAUUCAUCAGACCUUCAGAAAUGGGAUUGAA
Messenger RNA from Salvelinus fontinalis (brook trout), 1331 nucleotides. RefSeq lists its product as uncharacterized. Bases 34 to 1299 code for a protein of 421 amino acids. Lineage: Eukaryota; Metazoa; Chordata; Actinopteri; Salmoniformes; Salmonidae. The record is from RefSeq and is a predicted model, not a curated record. The transcript has 6 exons.